GUAGGUGCUGUAUUACCUGUCAAAGGUCAAUUUUACCACUAAAAUWGGUGAAAGGGUGGUCUUUGAUGAGUCUGGAGACCCUGUGGCACAUUAUGCACUAAUAAACUGGCAAAUGGACAAAACAGGAUACAUUCAGUUCAAAACCAUUGGGUUUUUCGAUGGAUCUCAACCUGAAGGUCUGCAAUUUGAAAUGAAAUCAGAUCUGAAAGCCAUCUGGGCUGGAGAGAGUUAUGAUGUGCCGAGGACUGUUUGCAGUGAGAGCUGUUUGCCAGGGACUCRUCGAGCUUUCAUCAAGGGCAAACCUAUCUGCUGCUUUGAUUGCAUUGCCUGUGCUGAUGGAGAGUUCAGCAACAGCACAAAUGCAGUGACAUGUCACAAAUGUCCUCCWGAGUACAAGUCCAAUGAAGAGAGGAAUAACUGUGUCAUAAAAGCUACUGAGUUUCUCACCUUCACAGAAAUCUUGGGUAUAUUAUUUGUUAUUUUUUCUAGUUUUGGUGCUUGCUUGGCACUGAGCAUAGCCCUCAUAUUUUUCUACYACAGAACAACUCCAAUUGUUAGAGCUAACAACUCUGAAUUAAGUUUCCUGCUGCUGUUCUCUUUGACUCUAUGUUUCCUGUGCUCCCUAACCUUCAUCAGCCGACCCACUGAGUGGUCCUGCAUGCUGCGACACACUGCCUUUGGCAUCACMUUUGUCCUCUGUGUGUCCUGCAUUUUGGGGAAAACAACAGUGGUUUUAAUGGCCUUCCGGGCCACACUUCCAGGCAGUACUGUCAUGAAAUGGUUUGGGCCUACACAACAGAGAGUCAGUGUUUUAGCAUUCACUUUUAUACAGGUUUUGAUUUGCACACUUUGGCUUACAAUCAACCCACCUUAUCCACACAAAAACUCUGAAUAUUACAAAGAAAAAAUAAUACUAGAAUGUGCCCUGGGCUCAGCUGUAGGUUUUUGGGCAGUGUUGGGAUACAUYGGGAUUUUAGCUUUGUUAUGUUUUGGACUGGCAUUUUUGGCCCGAAAUCUCCCYGACAAUUUUAAUGAGGCUAAAUUUAUCACUUUUAGUAUGCUGACUUUCUGUGCAGUAUGGAUCACCUUUAUCCCAACAUAUGUGAGUUCUCCUGGUAAAUUCAGUGUUGCUGUAGAAAUAUUUGCUAUUCUGGCAUCAAGUUACGGGAUGCUGUGUUGUAUAUUUUUUCCAAAGUGCUACAUUAUUUUAUUGAAACCUGAGAACAAUACAAAAAAAUACUUGAUGGGUAAAGGAAACUUGGGAGCCUCUUGAAACGUUUCUAAAGAAAUGAAGAAACUGUUUGGGGUCUUUGUAUGUUAACCUCCAUAUAUAUUUGUGAAAUAAAUCAGGUAAAUUAUUCAUUCUGCCCUGUUCACAAAGCAUGUAUGCUUUAUUAUGUCAUUACAAUGUCAAAACAUCUUGGUUUUAAAGUGUUGAAUGCUUUUGUGAUAAAUAAAUACACACCAUCCUAAAUACA
This is a messenger RNA of Austrofundulus limnaeus, 1478 nucleotides long. RefSeq names its product extracellular calcium-sensing receptor-like. NCBI's taxonomy places the organism in Eukaryota, Metazoa, Chordata, Actinopteri, Cyprinodontiformes, Rivulidae. The record is from RefSeq and is a predicted model, not a curated record. Gene Ontology annotation, cellular component: plasma membrane. Gene Ontology annotation, molecular function: G protein-coupled receptor activity. Gene Ontology annotation, biological process: G protein-coupled receptor signaling pathway. The coding region runs from base 113 to 1273 and encodes 386 amino acids. The transcript is spliced from 3 exons.